Molecule: messenger RNA, 2802 nt
Organism: Callithrix jacchus (white-tufted-ear marmoset)
Lineage: Eukaryota; Metazoa; Chordata; Mammalia; Primates; Cebidae
Gene: OPTN
Product: optineurin
Biological process (GO): protein localization to Golgi apparatus; Golgi ribbon formation; regulation of canonical NF-kappaB signal transduction
Cellular component (GO): Golgi apparatus; cytoplasm; nucleus
Molecular function (GO): K63-linked polyubiquitin modification-dependent protein binding
Source: RefSeq, a predicted model, not a curated record
UCUAGUUCUUCCUGGCUUUCAUGCCCUUCUUGGCCUCACGUACAAACCUGCCCCCAGGCUUCUCCCAGGCUACCUGGCCUCGCACUCAUUUCUGUUUAUUCCUUCUGCAGGAGGGUCCCGGGGCGGGCAGCACCGCCUGAACCAGGCCUUGACCUCGCGAUCUGACGCAGCGCCUGUCCGUGACUGCGUCCCUGGGGCGCUGCCCAGGUGCUCGGGAUGCACAUAGGACGGCUCUCCCUCCUACCUUGUCAUCCAACUGUCUAAUCCGGGGGCAUCUUCCCUCCUCCACGACAGGGAGGCUGCUUCCCAGAUGCGAUCCCCGCGCACCCGUGAAUCCCGGCGCCGGGCACCUGGAGCGCCGUGAGGUUAGCGGAGCCUGUUCUUCGGCAACAAGAGCUCAAGAAACAUCCUACAAGCUUUUUGCUUUUUUAGUCUAUUUUAAAGCAAAAACGAGUGGAAAGCUAUAUGUGCUCAGUUAACUAUGUCUAGAUGUAAGCCUUUUUCACAAAAGCACAAAGAUGGAGGCCUCCCUCCGAGGAUGCCUGGGAUCCUCCUCUUUCCAGGGGCCGCAGCGACCCCCCUGCGGCUCUGGCUUCCACUAAGGGAUCCGCGGGGAAGACCAGCUCCACACACUGCAUUUGAUUGAUGAUUUAUUUUUAUUAACGCCGUCACAGAAGCGCCUUAGCGUAGUCCCUGUUCUCACCGGUCCUAGCGUCGACCCCGCAGUAACCGCGAGGGUGGGAAGCUGGGGGCGGAUGCAGGGAAAAGGGGGCGGGGCCCCUGUGGGCGGGGCCCGGGAAAUUCCCCGGAGCUGGAGGGGAGCGGCGCGCGGUCAGCUGAGUGGCUCUGGGCGGGGUCGCGAGGCCGCACGUCAGCCCCAGGCUCCCCGAGCCCCGCUGUCCCCGCCGCCCCGCAGCAGGUGCCCUGGUCAUCAUCACAACCCGGUCCGGAGCCCUCUCCCGGCGGCAUGAUGCCGAGGAAACAGUGACCCUGAGCGAGGCCGAGCCGGGUGGCAGGAAGUUCUGCAAUGUCCCAUCAACCUCUCAGCUGCCUCACUGAGAAGGGGGCCAGCCCCAGUGAAAGCACAGGAAAUGGACCCCCCCAUCUGGCCCACCCAAACCUGGACACGUUCACCCCGGAGGAGCUGCUGCAACAGAUGAAGGAGCUCCUUACCGAGAACCACCAGCUGAAAGAAGCCAUGAAGCUAAAUAAUCAAGCCAUGAAAGGGCGAUUUGAGGAGCUUUCAGCCUGGACAGAGAAACAGAAAGAAGAACGCCAGUUUUUUGAGACACAGAGCAAAGAAGCCAAAGAGCGUCUCAUGGCCUUGAGUCAAGAGAAUGAGAAACUGAAGGAAGAGCUUGGGAAACUAAAAGGGAAAUCAGAAAGGUCAUCUGGGGAACCCAAUGGUGACUCCAUGCUUCCCACAGCAGAAGCAGAGCAGGAAAAGGAGCAGCUCAGAACCCAGGUGGUGCGGCUACAGGCAGAGAAGGCAGACCUGUUGGGCAUCGUGUCUGAAUUGCAGCUCAAGCUGAACUCCAGCGGCUCCUCCGAAGACUCCUUCAUUGAAAUUAGGAUGGCUGAAGGAGAAGCAGAAGGGUCAGUGAAAGAAAUCAAGCAUAGUCCUGGGCCCACAAGAACAGUCUCCAUUGGCAUGAGCAGAUCUGCAGAGGGGGCCAAGAAUUACUUGGAACAUGAGGAGUUAACUGUGAGGCAGCUCCUGCUGUGCCUAAGGGAAGGGAACCAGAAGGUGGAGAGACUUGAAAUUGCACUCAAGGAGGCCAAAGAAAGAAUUUCAGAUUUUGAAAAGAAAGCGAGUAAUCGUUCUGAGGUUGAAACCCAGACAGAUGGGAGCACAGAGAAAGAGAAUGAGGAAGAGAAAGGCGCAGAGACUGUUGGAAGUGAAGUAGAGGCACUGAACCUUCAGGUGACAUCCCUGUUUAAGGAGCUUCAAGAGGCUCAUACAAAACUCAGUGAAGCUGAACUAAUGAAGAAGAGACUUCAAGAAAAGUGUCAAGCUCUGGAAAGGAAAAAUUCUGCAACUCCAUCAGAAUUGAAUGAAAAGCAAGAGCUUGUUUAUCAUAACAAAAAGUUAGAGCUGCAAGUGGAAAGCAUGCUAUCAGAAAUCAAAAUGGAGCAGGCUAAAACAGAGGAAGAAAAGUCCAAAUUAGCCAUGCUACAAUUGACACACAACAAGCUCCUUCAAGAACACAAUAAGGCAUUGAAAACAAUUGAGGAACUAACAAGAAAAGAGUCAGAAACAGUGGACAGGUCAGUGCUGAAGGAACUGAGUGAAAAACUGGAACUGGCAGAGAAGGCUCUGGCUUCCAAACAGCUUCAAAUGGAUGAGAUGAAGCAAACAAUUGCAAAGCAGGAGGAGGACCUGGAAACCAUGAGCAUCCUCAGGGCUCAGAUGGAAGUUUACUGUUCUGAUUUUCAUGCUGAAAGAGCAGCGAGAGAGAAAAUUCAUGAGGAAAAGGAGCAACUGGCAUUGCAGCUGGCAGUUCUGCUGAAAGAGAAUGAUGUUUUUGAAGAUGGAGGCAGCAGGCAGUCCUUGAUGGAGAUGCAGAGCCGUCAUGGGGCGAGAACAAGUGAUGCUGACCAGCAGGCUUACCUCGUUCAGAGAGGAGCUGAGGACCGGGACUGGCGGCAACAGCGGAAUAUUCCAAUUCAUUCCUGCCCCAAAUGUGGAGAGGUUCUGCCUGACAUAGACACAUUACAGAUUCAUGUGAUGGAUUGUAUCAUUUAAGUGUUGAUGUGUCACCUCCCAAAACUGUUGGUAAAUGUCAGAUUUUUUUCCUCCAA